AUGACGAAGACGUACUUGAUGAACAGCCUCAUUGAAAAGAUGCAAUCCCCAGACCAGGACUUUCGUUUUAUGGGGCUAAACGACCUGAUGGGCGAGAUCAAACAGGAUCCAGCAAGUUUCAUCGGAGACGAGCCUACCGAGACAAAGGUCCUCAAACAGGUACUUUCGUUAGUCAAGAAUCAGGCUGUUAAGUGUCUGGGUCAAUUGAUCAAGAUCAUCCGCGAAACUCAGAUGGAACUUGUAGUUGAUAGCCUAAUCAACUUUUCCGUUGGGAAGGAUGAUGAAUUGCGUGAUAUCUCUGGUUUGGCGUUGAAAACGAUUACUUCUGAGUUGCCACUGGAAGGCAAAAUUGCUGCCAGAGCAUGCGCAAAGCUCGCACCAAAGCUCCUACAGCAAGUUUCAAAUACAGCAACCCCGCCGGAGACUUUGAUUGAGACAUUAUCAACGUUAUCCAUACUCAUCACUCGUUUCCCAGCCCACGUAUCAGAUCCAUCCCUUACACCACACCCCCUACCUGCAAUAGCUCCUCUUCUUUCACAUUCCCGUCCCGCUGUUCGCAAACGUGCUAUUCUGACGCUCUCACAAUACGUUCCUGUGGCUCCUCCUGUGCUCGUCAACGAUCUUUUACAGAACUACAUUCUCCCGUUCCUUGUACCCAAUGCUAACCUCGAAAAACAGCGCACAACUGUGCAUCUGGUUGCUGCUAUCAUACGGCAGGCGCCGCAGCAGCUCGCAUCAGUUUAUAACGACAUCAUACCUGGCCUCCUCAAAGCUGUCCAGAGAGAUGAUGAUGAACUUCGUGAAGGUUGUCUUCAGGCUCUUGAGACACUACUCUUGAGGUCUCCGACAGAAGCAGCACCGUUCCUAAGCUCAAUAGUACAGAUAGGGAGCCAGUUCAUCAAGUAUGACCCAAACUAUGCAGGACCGGAUGCCGGCGAGGAUGAAGAGAUGGCAGAUGCGGAUGAUGAAGACGACGACGACGCUGAACUUGAUGAGUACUCGGAUGAUGAAGACACGUCCUACAAGAUUCGGCGUGCUUCUACCAAACUUCUAGCUGCUGUGAUCACUACUCGCCCUGAGCUUCUUACAUCACUGUACAAGGAAGUGUCGCCUGUGCUGAUCUCCAGGUUUGGAGACAGGGAGGCAACCGUUCGGCUUGAAGUAUGGGCAACCUAUGGUGUUCUACUCAACCAAACCAACCUGUAUGGCAGCCUACUACAAACUCAAGAGAACGAUACUGCCAUCAGGAAGAGGAAAAGAGAUGGUGAAGAAAGAAUGGAUGUCGAGGAAACGCCACAUACCCUUCUGCGCUCACAGGUUUCUUCAUUAUCCAAGGCCUUGCUCCAGCAACUCAAGUCUCCGAAGACUCCACCAGCGAUGCUCCAGGCAGGCUUCCAGCUUCUACACGCUCUGCUUGGCGUCCUUCCUGGUUCUCUCUCCAAUCAAAUCGCGCCCAUUGCCGCAAUUUCUCAGUGUGUAAUGUCUCAGUCGCCAACAACUUCGACCUCGGCCCUUCAUCUCACAUGUCUCUCAUUCAUUGCAUUGUAUUUCGCAACGCAUGCUCCUGGCACGUUUUCUGCAUCACUUCCUACUCUGUCGCCUGUUCUUUUGAAGUCUGCUGGAGAGAAACACCCUCGAGUUGCUUCCGAAGCCUUCCGAGUCUUUUCUGCUUUACUCAAUUCCAUGAGGCCCGUAAAAAAUGGCGAUUGGCCCGAGCGCCUGUACGACCAAGCUUUUCAGCGUCUUAGCACUCACGAUACAGACGCCGAGGUUCGCGGAUGCGCUGAGGACUGCAUUGCGGACCUAUGGAUUUGCGCUCCGGAUAUCAUCAAAGCGAAAAGCGGCAAAGAAUGGCAAGCCAUAUGUCGGACAACGGGUAAUACGGGAGGAGCCGUCAGAGUAGUCACGAAGGUUGCGAGGGACGUGGAAAUGAGUGAUGAAUGGGUGAACAGUUGUGUCGAAUGGAUCAUGGGUCUACUAAAGAAGAGUGAGAGGGGAGGCAAGCCAGAGAUUUUCAUCGCCCUCGAUACUCUUCUAAACAGAUAUUCGUCUGGCAUUCCCACCGAUCUGCCACCCACUUUGGUCCCCCAGAUCAGACCAUACGUAUCGACGACAGACAUUUCCUUACUGUCCCAUUCAUUGACUAUCAUUGCGGUAUUACUCGACCUAUCUCCGGCCGCUACUUUCCCUGAAGUUGAGCGUGAGCUCCUUGGCGAUAUCUAUCAGAUUGCACAUUCGCCUCUCGUCUCAGGAGCCGCACUUGAUGCACUUCUAACGUUCUUUUCUUCGUUGGUGCAGGCUGAUAGUCAGAUUGCAACCCAUGUUGUCCCCGACUUGGCGACUUCAGCGGAAGAGGCCAACAAGUCGGACGCCAAUCUAGCCAACGUCGCCAAAUGUAUUGGUCAAGUUGUCCAGAGUGCUCAGGGAGUGGCAGCAGGAACCAUCGCGGUUUACUCCAAGCAUAUAAAUAAAUCUUCCAAGUCAAAAUCCACCACUUCCGUUGUGGUGUUAAGUCUACUGAUUGUCGGGGAAAUUGGCCGUUUCAUUGAUAUGUCAAAGCAACAAGAUACGUUUAAUAAUACCAUCGAACAUUUCGCAGCAGAAGAAGAGGAGAUUCGUGCUGCUGCUGCAUUCGCUGCUGGAAACAUUGCUAUCGGAAAUCUUCAUCAAUUCUUGCCUGCAAUUCUCAGGGUUGCAGAGAGCGAUCCGCACAAGAAGCUGUUGUCGUUGCAUGCAUUGAAGGAGGUCGUGACGCAUUGCUCGCAUGGGCAGCUUGAAGGUGUUGCAGAGCAGCUCUGGGUACCCCUCUUUCAAUACUCGGAGGAUGCGGAGGACAGUACACGCAAUGUCGCUGCUGCCUGUCUGGGGAAACUUACCACAACGCAUCCCUCGCGGUAUCUCCCGCAACUUCACUCUCGCAUCCACGACGAGAACCCAGCAGCACGCGCUACUGUGGUAUCUGCCAUCCGGCAUACGCUCGCGGAGUCGUCUCCGUCAUACGACGAUCUUUUGGCAUCGCUCAUCAUGGACUUCUUGGAAUUGAUGCAUGACCAGGAUUUGAAUGUCCGCCGUCUUGCGUUGUCUGCUUUCAACUCUGCGGCAAGAACAAAGCCCCACCUCAUCCGCGAUCACCUUCCAACUCUGCUCCCGAGCCUCUAUGCAGAGACAAAAGUCAACCCCGAUCUCAUCCGUACGGUCCAAAUGGGACCCUGGACACACAAGGUCGACGACGGCCUCGAUGCGCGCAAGACCGCAUGGGAGACACUGUAUACCCUUCUCGAUACCUGCCUUAGCAAAUUAGACCUGACGAUCUUCCUCUCGCACUUGCUUGCAGCCAUCAGCGAUCCGUCGGAUGAGAUCAAAGUGAUCGGGCACAUGCUUCUCGUGCGGCUCUCAGCAUCUCCGACAACAUCUCUUGCACUUGCACAGCGACUCGACGAACUUACCCCCCAUCUUGAAUUGACGAUGCGCGGCGCGGCCGUCACUAAAGACACAGUGAAGCAGGAUAUUGAACGCGCGGCGGAGUUACGGAGGAGCACGAUGCGUGCUGUCGCUGCCCUCAGCAAGAUCGACAGUGCGGGCAGCGCGCCGAAAUUCGAUGCCUUUGUGGAAGAAUCCCGGAAGAAUGAUCAAUGGGGCCCAGAAUUCAGGGAGUUGCUGGGACAUUGA
Messenger RNA from Suillus paluster, 3669 nucleotides. RefSeq names its product armadillo-type protein. Lineage: Eukaryota; Fungi; Basidiomycota; Agaricomycetes; Boletales; Suillaceae. The record is from RefSeq and is a predicted model, not a curated record. The transcript is spliced from 17 exons. Gene Ontology annotation, cellular component: nucleus. Bases 1 to 3669 code for a protein of 1222 amino acids. Gene Ontology annotation, biological process: protein ubiquitination; SCF complex assembly.